AUCAACAAAGCUAAUGCACGGUAUGUAAUGAAAAAUUAGAUGGCGCCGAAAUUUUUGUGACUUCCCUCUGCUUUUACCCCAAAAAUUUAAAACCCCAAAGCUGCUUCACUCGCUUCUCUGAACUAAACCCUUUUUCUCACAUCUUGGCACUACACCCAUUUUCCCCCAAUUCUCCAUUUUUGAAACCCUAAAUUACUAUAGGAAAAUUAUUGAAAAAUUUCUGAGAGGUAAAUUAAACAAAGAAAUCUGAGCAAGUAGACGAAUUGAAGGCGACACUCAAGCGGUGGCUGAUUGCUUGAACUUCAGGCGGUGGUUGCGAGUUUCAGGCGGUGGCUGCGAAUUUCAGGCGGUUCCGACAAAUCCCAUUUUCAUCUUGCAUGUUCCUGCCUUGUGGUUGAUUGCUCGAAUUGCUGUUUAAGAGCCUCCUGCAUUUGAAGUUCUUCCAACUCUGCGAAGACAAUGCAUAAUUGCUAAUCGUGGACAAUAUGAUGCUGUUUUUAUGUUGGAAGGUCUUCUGCCUAAGUUCCCCCCUGAAUCUGUUAGAAUGAGAAAGCCGUUCCAUAUGCAACCUUGGAACUCUUCCUUGGAGCUUGAGAAGAAACUUUUUAAGGCUCUUCACUUUCUGUAUACUUAUGCUGUAAUACUAGAUCUUUAUCCAUUUACCCUUGAUGAUUUUGCAAAGGCAUUUCAUGAUAAGACUGAGACACAGGAUUCUGUUGUGAACUUUUGGAAGACAUCUCUGAAUCCUUUGACAUGGACUGAAAUAUUGCGACAAGUCCUGAUUGCUGCUGGAUUUGGAUCAAGAGAUGGUAACCAAAGUAAAGGAUGCCUUACCAAGAUCACAUGUCCAAGUAUGGAUUUCAUGAAUUACUCUACGAGAAAUUGAAGAAGCAGGAGAAAGAAAUGAUAAUGCGGUCCAAAGAAUUGCCGAAAAUAUUGUUUGGCGGACAAAAUGAUUUAGUUUUAACUUUUAAUUGUUUUUUUUAGUUUAACUAGUGAUAAUUUACUUUGUAUUUUUCCUUAUAGAUAACAAUGUACAAACUUUGAAUUUAUAUUAAUAAAAUUCUAAUCAAUUUUUUUUUUUUUUUAAAUUCUG
Messenger RNA from Chenopodium quinoa (quinoa), 1096 nucleotides. RefSeq names its product homeobox-DDT domain protein RLT3-like. The transcript is spliced from 6 exons. Bases 500 to 886 code for a protein of 128 amino acids. The record is from RefSeq and is a predicted model, not a curated record. Lineage: Eukaryota; Viridiplantae; Streptophyta; Magnoliopsida; Caryophyllales; Amaranthaceae. Gene Ontology annotation, biological process: regulation of transcription by RNA polymerase II.